GGAACGCGGGGUAAGAUAUUUGACGGCGCCACGCUGUCCCGAUCCUCACACCCGUCUGACCCUGACCGCCUCCAUCCUCCCCCUCCACCGUCCGAAUCCAAACCCAAGCCCCAGCCCAGGACCUCCCUUCCCCGGCGCCGCUCGCCGGCGCCGUUCGUCAGCCGCGUCCGCCUCCGCGCCAAUCUGAUGGGGUACGAGGAGAGCAAAAAACAUCUCCUCGGUCUUAGUUACCAUGAGCUCCAAUGUUUGUGCAAAAGGCACAACCUUCCCGCAAACAAGAUUCACGCUCGGUUAGCAAGCUCGCUCGCCUUGCUGCUUGAGGCUUCUCCUGCUACCUCGCCUGCCCCAUUAGCAAUUAUCAAAGAAACAUCCACAUGCAACCAGGUUAAGCACAAAAGAGGCCCAAACAUUGGCAGAGAUGAUGAUAAACCACCUGUGAAUACAAAACAUCAAAAAACAUCUCAGACACCAGUUGAUGAAUCAUAUAAAAUGCAGAGGAUUGACACCAGUACGAGUAUUUCUCCAGUUUCUAUCAACUAUGGAAGACCAGACCGUCAUGGUCAUUCAUCUUUUGAACCGGGAAAUGCUCAUAAUUUGCAGUCUCAACGUGCUGUCGGUAUUGCAACUAAGUCAACAAAUCCAGAACUUGCUGGCGAACAUCAUCAUCCACCUGCUAACAUAAUUGAUCAAAUUUCAACCCCUAUUGUUCAAAAGCAUAAUGUGAUUGAUAAUGGUCUGGUCUCGACUCCUUUCAGCCAUACGGAAGAUACCAUAGAUAAGGGUUGUAGGCCAUCUGAUAAGAUGUCAGCAAAUGCUACUCCUGUUCAAUUCUUUGUAAUGUCAGAUGAGGGCAUCAACCUUGUUGUUGAUCUGAACUCCACUCCGGCAACUUGGGCCAAGAACUUCAAGGCAGAAGUGUGCAUUCCCCCUCCUUCUGAACCUGGGAAUUUCUCCAGCUUUAUUAGCAGCUUGGUAAGUAAGGAUGAUCAUAGUACUGCCUCGCCAUCUGGGAAUAUCAUUGUGGACAUACAAAGCAAGGGAUCUGAGAGUAUCGCUCCUUCCACUAACUCAUCACUUGGUUCAGACAUUGGUGAGAACUCUCGUUCAGAGCCCUAUCCAGCUGAUACAACUACUGUGAACUCAGUGUCAUCCGCAUCUACAUUGCCUGGUACUGUAGUUGAACUUUCUGGGUAUCAGGAGGGAGCUCCAGUGGUAUCUUCUUCAUGUUUAACAGCGGAUGUUCAGAACAAUAUGACAUCUGAUAUGAUGGCUGGUGCUUUGGAUAACAAAGUGCUUCCUCCAGAAUCUGCUGAUUUCUUUGUGCGGUCUGAAAGAAUCGCCGCACCCCUGGUUGAUGCUUCUGUAGAACCAACUGGCAAUAAAGACACGAUGAGUCCCGGUAAAACCAAAGUUUCUGGCAAGAUUGGUUACUCUCAAAAUGUUUCAGUUGCUGAUACAGGCAAUUUGUCUGCCUUUUCGUCGGGGGAUGUGGUUAGAAGUGACUGCAAUGAGGACUCCUGUCCAAAAUCUGUGGGAAAACAAACUGCAGACGUUUGUGCAGGAGUUCAGUUUGCUCACAGUGGUGACAUUCAUGAAAUCCUAAUGGAAAAUGAACCAAUGGAGGCAGUGGCAAUCGAAGAAGAUAUAGGUUGUGGUGACAGUUUGUCAAUUUCUCGUCAACUAGUCAGUCAGACAGUCAAAAAACGGCCAGUUACAGAUGUCCAGUCACAUGCUAGUUCUGCAGAUCAUUGUAUUGCUGGGAGUUUUGACCUCACAAACCCAACAUCAUCAUCUGCUGCUUCGUCUCUUGCUCUGGAUAAGAUCAAUAUUUGAAUAGCCUUUUAGAUGCUGCAGCAGAUGAUGCAUUGGAAACUGCUAUUGUAUAAUGUAUGUGUUUCUGGCUUCUAGGCCUUCUAUUCUACUUAGCAGUUUCAACUAUGCAUGUAUUGCAUGAGCUUGCUUUCUGUGUUUUCAGUGAUCACACAAUCUUCGUCUUGGAUGUAAUUUACCAUGCUGCCUUUUCAUUUCAUCCUAUAGCCCUUGUUCCUUGAAUCGUUUCUACUGGCAUCCAAGUGGUCAUGUUGGUGGAAGAGGUGGCGCUUUUGCAUCCCACCCAUCUAAUGGAAAAUUUGACAAAAUUCCACUUCUAUAGAUCAUGACUUGCUAAAGCAUAUUGCAACAGCAAUCUUGGUUCAACAGUUUUGUAACAUCUUGACAGGUGUGAAUAACUAACAUGGAAUUUGUAGACUUGCUACCAGGGAAUGUUGCUGUCAUCCUAAGUGCCUCCAUCUCCAAGAUCAACUGGUGCAUUAAUGCCCUAUACGCAUUGGUAGUGUUCAGGACCACCACACGGGAACUUGUUUCUAAGUUCCGCAGAAUUGUUAAGUAAAUACUCUAGGCCUAUAUUGGCCCAUGUGGACCAACUCUAUAUAUCAUUAUCAAGGCUAAUGGGCUUCUAAAAAGUGCAGUGGGUCGAUAGAUCUUGUGCUUUCUGACCAUGGACUUCCGAGAUCCAUUCUGCUACCAACUAAUGUAACUGGAAGGUGCCGCAUGCAAUCAGAAAGUAGUAUGGAAGAGCGGAAAAUGAUAAACAAUAUGAAACCCUAGGCAAGCUUCCAUCUGGUGUUUUCGGAGCUUGGAAAAAUGGGUGAUUAAUCGACUGGUACUUUAGUCUUGCAUGAUACACAACUCUGAACUUCUCUUGCGUACAGGUGGUAUAAGACUGAUCGAAUCAAAUCCAUAAAAGUUUUGGAUGAACAGUUCUAAAUAAAUUAUGAACUCGAUAAUUGAAUUGAUGAGGAACUGAGCCUGGCUCAGUUGGUGGGAGGUGUGGGUGUACACCCCUACCACCCAGGUUCCAGUCCUCUUCGACUCAAAUUUGGGUACCUAUUUCUUCUUAAUAUAAUAUCACCUAAUUCCUCUUAGGUUAGUCGAGUUUUUUCUUUUAUAAUUGAAUUGAUGGACUUGAAAGUUGUAAAAUAAUGGAGCACCAAGAUCGAUGAUAGCCUUAUAUGACAUUGGCCUUUCAUGACCUCUUCUUUUAAGCAGUAAUGUUUUAACAUUUUUCUCACUUGCCAGGAUGCCUAUAUGGGCCAUGCAAGCACUCCUUUGAAGUGUCAGUUCCUCUGGUUUAGCUAAAUUGCCUAAGUGACAGAUGCGUUACAUUUUUCCCUGCAUCACUCUUCCCUAUACUUUUAAGAAACAAAUGGGUCACUUCAUGCUUACUUACCUAUUAUCAACUAAUCAUAAGAUGUUUGUGCCUACUAUCUGUAGUCAUCGAUGCGAGGGUCACUUUCAAAUAGUUUUAGUGUCGACUCUCACGGAAACAGUAAAUGCAUGGCUGACUUAUUUUACUGGUUUGCGCU
Molecule: messenger RNA, 3365 nt
Organism: Phragmites australis (common reed)
Lineage: Eukaryota; Viridiplantae; Streptophyta; Magnoliopsida; Poales; Poaceae
Exons: 6
Coding region: 187-1833 (548 amino acids)
Source: RefSeq, a predicted model, not a curated record